AUGCCAAUCACUGCUUUCCUCGAUGUGCUAUGCGUGCCACCGCUUUCCUCGAUGCUAUCAGGUCACAUUCUUUGCUCUCUGCUCUACGUUCUGUAUGACCGCUUUUCAACUGUGCGACAAUCUUGGACAAUGUUAUGUCACGGUUAUCUCAUCUCAUAUAUCGCAUGCAUGCGUUCCCGUCUAGUUACAGCACAGUCGCUUUCGAGUUCUGUUCUCUUUUCGUAUGUUUCAUCUGGUCCUUUUUCGUACUCUGUUUGUUGAUGGGCCGAUGCGAGUCUACAUCAUGAUGGAUAUCAUAUUUCUAGUAUCAUAUCAUAUACGUACUCCUUUCCCUCCUCUUAUCUUUCUCUUUCUCAUGGCCUAUCUCCAUUCUUUUUCGUUCUCACUUCUCUUUAGGUGCUCUGUUAUAUAUAUAUAUGUACUUAUAGUUAUAGCUUUUUUUUUUCGCAGUAGAAGCCUAAGUUUACAUGUUUUUAAAUCCUUCUGUUCUGGACCACUACUGCCAGUUCUUCUUAUUUCUAAGCCAAGUCUUAAGUUUUCAACUCAGAACUU
Messenger RNA from Suillus subalutaceus, 552 nucleotides. RefSeq lists its product as uncharacterized. Lineage: Eukaryota; Fungi; Basidiomycota; Agaricomycetes; Boletales; Suillaceae. The transcript has a single exon. Bases 1 to 261 code for a protein of 86 amino acids. The record is from RefSeq and is a predicted model, not a curated record.